Lentinula edodes (shiitake mushroom) is the source of this 507-nucleotide messenger RNA. RefSeq lists its product as uncharacterized. The record is from RefSeq and is a predicted model, not a curated record. The coding region runs from base 1 to 507 and encodes 168 amino acids. Gene Ontology annotation, cellular component: membrane. The transcript has 4 exons. Lineage: Eukaryota; Fungi; Basidiomycota; Agaricomycetes; Agaricales; Omphalotaceae. Gene Ontology annotation, molecular function: mannosyltransferase activity.
AUGGUUACCAAAGAGGAUAAACGAAAGAUCAAUUGGAUUACUCAGGGUAGGGCCAAGUUCGGUUUUACUCUGGAAAAUGUCUUGACGAUACAGCUUCCUUGUGCCCAAACCCUUCGUUCAACACAUUCGAUAUCGUCGGCGCGGGAUUUGAUCACUGCAACUUAUUCCAUAAGUUUCUUUUGGCAACAUCCUGCCCUCGCAUCAUAUGAUUUGUUAAGGAGACUUCAUACAGACAUCGAGUUUCACUGCAAUAUUCCUUAUGAUGCCAUCGACCGUAUGAUGGAUGCCGGAGCACUAUACGAUCUCAUCCAAGUCAAUGAAUACGCAAAUUGGGUUCAACCAAGUCUUACUCGAAAUAUAUCGGAAUUCCUGUUGCACUAUUAUCAAUACCAUUCAACAUCCGCUGAUGCUGUAUCAAUCAACAGUGGUCUUCCAGCGGCUCCUCCAGACAAUAACAGUGGAUUUGUAUGGCACGGCAAAGAAGGAACAGGGAAAGCCCUUAUAUGA